Prorocentrum cordatum is the source of this 1197-nucleotide messenger RNA. Lineage: Eukaryota; Dinophyceae; Prorocentrales; Prorocentraceae. The record is from the annotation of a GenBank genome assembly.
AUGGAAUGGGACCGCGCGGCUGGUAGAGAUCGCGCAGGGGUCGUGGACAGAAUUGGCGACGGCACGAAGCACGAGACGCCCAUCGUCAUCGUCUUCGACUGGGACGACACCAUCCUGCCCACCACGUGGCUGGAGAGGCUGCACGCGGUGCCGGGCCGCGGCCAGGGACAAGCCAUGCGUCUCCUGACCGAAUUGUGCAACAUAGCCUCUGAAACCCUGGCGUUCGCGGAGACACUCGGGAGGGUGAUCUUCAUCACCAACAGCGCGCCAGGGUGGGUGGACCAGUCCUGCCAGCACUUCAUGCCGCAGCUGCUGCAACAGAUGCGUCGGUACGAGAUUUAUGCGAAGCCUAUGAAUUUGCCGAUCACUUUCAAGAUGGGCGCUUUCCAGAGGGAGUGCAAGCCGUUCCGGAACGUCGUCUCCGUGGGAGACGGCGACGCGGAGCGUGCCGCGAGCCUUCGGUUGCAGGCUGCCGUCGAUCGGAAGGCCACGUUUGGAGGCGUUGGCCAGCCUUCCCAGCUCAUCAAGUCAGUGAAGCUGAUCGACUUCCCUACUUGCCAGCAUCUGAUAGCACAGCACGACAUGCUGCAGGCCAAGCUGGCGGAGGUGGUGAGUGCGAACAGUUCCCUGGAUCUCAAGGCGCGCUUCUUGGGCACCACAGGGCCACGGUCGCCCAUCAUGGAUGUGCAGGGGCGGGACCGCGAGGCGAGCAGCUGUCAGCUGGUGCACUUCACGGCCCAGAGGCCGACUGCUGGCCUGCACCCCAGCGCCAGCACCGGGGCCCUGCCGCCGCUCAGCCGGGGCGGCGCCCGCGCCGACGCCGAGGUCCCCUUCGGCCGCGACGCGGGCCCCCGCGCGGCCUCCGUCGGCGCCGCCGCCGUGCAGGAGGCGUUCCCCAUUCCCGGCAUGAUCGCGGACGCGGACGAGGCGCCCGAGGGCCGCGCGGGGCGCCCCCUGCGGGGCGGCGCCUCCCCGGGCCCGCCGCGCGCGCCAGGCCCGGGGGACGUCGGCGCGUGGAGGGCGCAGGGCGCGCCGGCGGCGGGCGAGGCCCGCGGGAGGUUGUUCCCGUCGGCCGUGCCGAAGCAGAAGCCGGCCGCGGUGCUGUCGUCGGGGAUGGGCCAGCUGCCCGCGCCCGGCGGCGCCGCGUGGCGCGAGCCGCCGCGGCCGUCGCUGCACGCGUCCUCGCGCGCCUGCUGA